GUGGGAAAUGGAGAUGAAGGCGUUUGCCAGAAACCAUCGUUGGCCAAUUCUUCAACUGAAUUCAGCCCGAAAAAAUCUCAGAGAGCAUAAUUUUCAAACAACGAUUACGAAAUCGAAAGCCAAAGGCUUAGGAAAUCGAAACACUUACUACUACUCGAAGCAUCUGGAGCUCAAAUCUUCUCCAAAUCGAAUGCUAAUCUGCUGUUCCUCUUAUUGGUAGUUUGUUGAAUUAUCUUAAUGGCUAGCAAGGAAGCAAGACAGCCACUGCUAUCAACGUCAUCUAAUACUUCUAGAACAAGGUUAAUAGAUAUUCCUAGAAGCAAAAGACGACUGAGGCGCUCUAAGAGUGCUCCUCAUGGUGAUUACGCUCUUCCAGAGACCACCAGCACGUGCACUGGCACAGCCACUGGUUCAGUUCCACGUUCAGGAUUUGUUUUUGGAAAUCUACACCCGAGUCUUAGAAGGGUAGCCAUAGUUUUAACAGUCUACUUGGGUAUAGGAACUUUAUGUUUUUACCUUGCCAGGAACCAAAUCAAAGGGGAAAAAACAAACGGAAUAGUUGAUGCCAUUUAUUUCACAAUUGUGACAAUGACAACCGUUGGAUACGGAGAUCUUGUCCCGAACAGUCCCGGUGCAAAGCUACUGGCUUGUUCUUUUGUUUUCACAGGAAUGGCUCUUAUUGGUCUAAUACUAAGCAAUGCAGCUGACUAUUUGGUAGAGAAGCAGGAAAUCAUGCUAUUUAAUGCCUUGCAUACGUACCAAAAUCCUGGCCCUUGUGACACCACAAAAGAAUAUGAUACUAAUAAAGCUAGAAACAAGUGUAUAGUGGUGUUUCUCCUUCUUCUUUUCUUCAUCAUUUCGGGGACUACCUUACUAGUUACCCUUGAGAAGUUAGAUCUCAUUGAUGCAUUUUAUUGUGUAUGUUCUACCAUCACCACCCUAGGCUAUGGUGAUAAAAGCUUCUCAACCAGGUGGGGGCGUGUGUUCGCCAUUUUCUGGAUUUUGAUAAGUACCAUCACUCUGGCACAAUUUUUCCUUUACAUUGCUGAGCUAAACACUGAAAGAAGACAAAGGUCAUUGGUAAAGUGGGUUCUAAGUAGAAAGGUGACCGACAUAGACCUCGAGGCAGCGGAUAUUGAUGACGACGGGGUCGUCGGGGCUGCAGAAUUUGUCAUAUACAAGCUGAAAGAGAUGGGGAAAAUUACUGAAGAUGACAUUUCACCUGUGCUGAAGGAGUUCGAGGAUCUUGAUUUUGAUCAAUCAGGAACCUUGUCCAUAUCCGAUAUAACACUUGCCCAAUUGUCUUAACCAGAAGGGAUUACGGUGGCCUGGAAACAUAUAGGAAUUAAUUCCUAAGAUAAGUGGCCAUCAUUGAUUUGUACGAGUUAAGUACUUUUUGCAGUGCUUUUUGCAAUUAUAGUGCAUUUUUUGUCUUGUCUUAGGGAUCUGCGAGGAAUGUCAACAGCACUUUUGCUUGCAAAUUCGUUCAAUAUUCUUUUUUGAGAUU
Messenger RNA from Momordica charantia (bitter melon), 1507 nucleotides. RefSeq names its product Outward rectifying potassium channel protein (gene KCO1). Gene Ontology annotation, biological process: stabilization of membrane potential; potassium ion transmembrane transport. The record is from RefSeq and is a predicted model, not a curated record. Lineage: Eukaryota; Viridiplantae; Streptophyta; Magnoliopsida; Cucurbitales; Cucurbitaceae. Gene Ontology annotation, molecular function: outward rectifier potassium channel activity; potassium ion leak channel activity. Gene Ontology annotation, cellular component: plant-type vacuole membrane; plasma membrane.